AGUGUGGUGAUUGGUUUGUCCUCCUCUCUGGCAGAUGCAGGAAGAGCCGCCAUACACGGAGGAGGAGCUGCUGGCGUUUGAGGCGCACAUCAGUCAGACAGAAGAUGAUUUGAAGAGGAAGAAGGAGGAUCUGGACAAACAGCAGGAGGAACUGGAGAAGCAGCAACAGCACAUCCAAGCCCAACGGCAGGAGCUGCAGCAGGUGGUACAACAGAUGAUGGAGCAGAAGAAGCAGCAAUCUCCUCCCUCGUCCAUCCCAGAACCGGGUUCCCAAUACCAGCCAGCUAUGGACCAUGCAGGCCAUUUAGGAGCCGGGAAGCCACUGCCACCGGGACAUUUACCUGAAGCUGCAGUUCCACACAGCCAGUCCGCCCCUUGAUGUAGAGAUCUGUCACCGAUCCGAAUGAAAACUACUGCAGAGUCUGUGUGAUCAGCUCCUGGCGACAUCACCUGCCUGAGCACCGCACUCACCCAG
This is a messenger RNA of Rana temporaria (common frog), 475 nucleotides long. RefSeq names its product nucleobindin-2-like. Bases 35 to 379 code for a protein of 114 amino acids. NCBI's taxonomy places the organism in Eukaryota, Metazoa, Chordata, Amphibia, Anura, Ranidae. The transcript has 3 exons. Gene Ontology annotation, cellular component: extracellular exosome; endoplasmic reticulum-Golgi intermediate compartment. The record is from RefSeq and is a predicted model, not a curated record. Gene Ontology annotation, molecular function: calcium ion binding.